Molecule: messenger RNA, 1029 nt
Organism: Homalodisca vitripennis (glassy-winged sharpshooter)
Lineage: Eukaryota; Metazoa; Arthropoda; Insecta; Hemiptera; Cicadellidae
Product: mitochondrial coenzyme A diphosphatase NUDT8
Exons: 1
Coding region: 116-865 (249 amino acids)
Molecular function (GO): coenzyme A diphosphatase activity
Source: RefSeq, a predicted model, not a curated record
GGUACAGAGGUUAUGUUAUUACUUUAGUUCUCAAAAUUACCUAUGAAUGUUAUUAUACUGCCUUAUUUUCAAUAUAAUAAAAUAGUGUAAAGAUCAGAGCUGAUAAUAGGGCCUAAUGUUUUCAGUGACAAGUAAGGUAAUGACUAAAUUACGAAUCAAAGAGUUUAUUCUAAGGUUUAAAGCUGAUACUAAUUUAAUGUCAAAUAAGGAUUCAACGAUAAUUUUCCGCUCGUUUUGUAAUAAAUCUGCGUUAAGUAACGAAGAAAAGAAGAAAUGCAUUGAAAGACUUAAAAAGUUUAAAUUUUCACAAAAUCAAGAUUCUGUAAAUUUACAAAAUGCAGCCGUUUUGAUACCAUUAUGUAGUGUAAACGGUGAAGAUUCUCUACUAUACACGUUAAGAAGACAAGAUCUUAAAGUGCACAAAGGACAAGUGUCAUUUCCUGGGGGAAAACAAGAUUCCAAAGAUUUAAGCCUUGAAAUAACUGCUUUGCGUGAAACUGAAGAAGAGCUGGGCAUUAGCCAAUCGUCUGUUGAAGUGUGGGGCCAUGGGAACUCUAUAAUUGGAAGAGAAUUUAAUAUUUUACCUGUUCUUGGGCAUGUUGGAGAAAUCGAUAUUGAAACUUUAAAGCCAAAUCCCUCUGAAGUAGAAUUUGCGUUUACUGUUCCCUUAAAUCAUUUUUAUGAUCUUAAAAACUGCAGGUAUACGCAGUAUCGGAAUGGUGUUGGUUAUAUUCUACCUGUUUAUAUAAAUGCAAAAUGUAAAAUUUGGGGUAUUACUGCUCUAAUAACUCAUUUAGUCUUAAAUGCACUAUCACCAAAACAAUACACACAUAAACUGCAUUUCAUCAAACCAGUAAUUUCGUGACAUAGUUGGAGGAAGUGCUAUUGGCAUUGACACCAAUGUUUUUAUUAAUGUUACAAAUAAUUACUGACCCUAUCUUAUUAAAAAUUUAAACAGUCUAUUUAUCAAAAUUAGAACAUAUGUACUUAAAGAAUCCUAUUUUGUAAAAUAAACCGAUUUCAAACCUA